This is a messenger RNA of Ilex paraguariensis (yerba mate), 288 nucleotides long. NCBI's taxonomy places the organism in Eukaryota, Viridiplantae, Streptophyta, Magnoliopsida, Aquifoliales, Aquifoliaceae. The record is from the annotation of a GenBank genome assembly.
AUGGCUUCCACGACACCCUACGGCUCAAUCUCAGCACCCCAAGAAGAACACGAUACAUCCACAGUCUUUAAUUUGUCUUCAUCAUCUUCAACAGUUCGAUUUGGCACUCGUGAAGCCCUUGAACACCGCUCCGAUCUCGACAAACAACUCUCCAACCUCCACAAAUCCACCGAGCUCCUUGAGAUCAUCAAGGUCGAUUCCAACCACCUGCUCUCCAACGUCCGCUUCACAUGCGAUCUCGCUAGUCCCACGUCAAUGACACUCUUCUCCGCAUCGACGACAUCGUAG